Rhinocladiella mackenziei CBS 650.93 is the source of this 1065-nucleotide messenger RNA. RefSeq lists its product as uncharacterized. Lineage: Eukaryota; Fungi; Ascomycota; Eurotiomycetes; Chaetothyriales; Herpotrichiellaceae. The transcript has a single exon. The coding region runs from base 1 to 1065 and encodes 354 amino acids. The record is from RefSeq and is a predicted model, not a curated record.
AUGAGAACUCCAUCACCACGUAAACCAAACUCCAGUACCCCAGAUCCAGCCCUCAACCAAACAUCCAUCCCACCCUCGAGAUCCACCGCUGCGCAAUCUUUCUCAUCCCCAGCACCACCACUUAGCUCCGCUCAACGCCUCUAUGUGACUCGUCAAGCAGAAUUGCAGCGCUUCCGCCGACUGUUCCGACGCCUAGCAUGGAAAGCAAACAGUUUAACGCACUGGUCACAUCGGGCAUUAAAUUUGGCCCAAGAACAUCAAUCUCAAUUUCACUCUCAGAAUCAUCCCGACCCCCCACCCCACGCCCACCCAGUUAGCGGCCAUGGUUAUCCAGACCCGAGCCCCAGAGCCUCGUUGGGUCGAUACGAGAUGAUCAUCGACCCCGUUGAAGCCGAGCGACAAUUCAAGAUUGACUUCUACGAGUUCUACACUCUCUUAGAACGUGGACUAGUCUGUCUACUUGGCGUCUGGGGAAUUGUUAUCACUUCCACCGCUCCUACAAAUACGACGGGACAAAUCCCUCCUGCAUAUUCUACGAAUCCUCAGAAGCAAGCGAGUAGAAUGCCGGAACCUAUCAUCGGCGACUCCCGCACUUUCCACGGCGCAUCACAUCGAUUUCAUGCCAAUGUUCUCGACGCGCUUGAUCAUCCUUCCAAUCCGCUUCAUGAAAUCCUUGGCACAGGCGACGCGAGAGAAUACAUUGGCGUGGCAAAGGAGUUCCGUAAUAAAUGGAAAGACGUGGAACAGCGGCCCGACGAUUCUUUCCACGGCCACGAACGAGCUGAGGAAGAGUGGGACCGCGGCAAGGUUAAACGGUAUGAGAAGGUUCUACAGGAUUUGCAGCUGGAUGUAUUACUGGGAACCGUUUUAGCGGCGCUGGAGGAAGCCGGAAGGAGAGCCGAAGGGGAGGUAGCAAGGUUGAAAAACAUGCUUGGGAAACCCCCGGGGGGAGAGCACGGGAUGAGUGUAGGUGUUGACGAUGGCGAUGGCGAUUUUGAUAUGGAAGAUGCCCCGUUUGAGUCUUUGGCUGAGAGAAUAGAUUUUGACUAUGAGAUGGAGUGUUGA